UCAUUCAUCUGCGGAGACUUCAGUUUAAGCACGGCAUUCUUGCAGCUGACGGUGCAUUCUCAGCAGUGCCCUUCUCAGACACAGGAUGAAAGAUGGUUUAUUUUCCCUGUGAAAUGAUGGUACCUUAGGUCAUUUCCAAUCAACAUUUUGAAUAGGGUCUUUUACAGAUGGAAGAUAUUGUUCUUCGUACAUGACUGGAGUGUGGUUGCCUUUCUGAUAAGCUGCAGCCAUAAAGCAAAUUUAAUCCAGAAAGGAAGACUGGCGGCAGCAAUCAUUGAAUGCGUUGUUUACUGGUGUAAUAUAUGGGCUAUUGCUACGGCGAUUGCAGAGGUGAGGGGGGAAAUGCAAUAGGCAACCAUGGAUUUUAGUACUUCAUCAGUGUUUGAUCAACAGAAAGGCGAUUCGGCAGAAGAAUUCGACUUGACUCUGGUAUAUCAAGCAGCAGCUAAUGGGGAUAUCAACACUUUGACGGCUGUCAUUCGUGAAGAUCCCUCAAUAUUAGAAUGCUGUGACAGUGAUGGCUGUACUCCCUUGAUGCACGCCAUCUCAGGACGCCAGCUUGAUACAGUGAAAUUACUGCUGAAGAUGGGAGCCAAUAUCAACACCCAAGAUGCAUGUGGGCGCACUAGUUUAUCUCUGGCAACCUACCUGGGGUGGCUGGAAGGUUGCGUCAGCCUGCUGAGAAAUGGUGCCAAACAGAACAUCCCAGAUAAAAAUGGAAGAUUACCACUACAUGCUGCCACUGCUGAUCCCAAUGUCAGGCUUUUAUCUGUGCUGCUACAGCAAUCUGAUCUCAGCGAAAUCAACCACCAGGACAAUGAGGGGAUGACGUCUCUUCACUGGGCUGCGUUCCACAAUCGACCCCAGCACACGCAAAUCCUGCUGCAUAAAGGAGCUGAUCCGGUGUUGGUGGACAAAGAUUUUAAAACAGCUCUUCACUGGGCAGUCCAGAGCGGGAAUCGGAUCCUUUGCUCUAUCAUCCUGAGCCACCGCCAGGGUCCGUCGAUCAUAAACUACGACGAUGAGAACGGGAAGACUUGCCUCCACAUUGCUGCCGCUGCAGGAUACAGCGACAUUAUCAGUGAGCUGGCCAGAGUCCCAGAAUGCAACCUGCAGGCCCUCGACGUGGAUGACAGGACACCUUUGCACUGGGCUGCAGCAGCAGGAAAAGCUGACUGUGUAAAGGCCUUGUUACAACUGGGGGUGGAUUGCAGCCCAAGAGACAUCAAUGAGAACACCCCCCUGACAUAUGCUAUGUACUGUGGGCACACAGCCUGCAUCAAACUGCUGUCCCAAGAGAACAGAUCUGAGUUUGUCCAUCAAGUUUCCAACCAGAACAAUAAAUUCCUGAAGAAAGAAGGCAAAUUCAGCAUGCUUAACCAAAUCUUCUGCAAAAAGAAGAAGGAUGAUUGGAAGUCAAACCCAAAAGACAAGAAAAGAGAGAGAUCUCAGAGGGACGAAACCUCGGAGAUGGAUGACAUUAUCACCACAUUUGACUGCAUUAUGGAUGCCAGCUGCAAAGGUUCCUCUGAGGAAUGUGUCACAGCGAUUGACUUCAAACGAAGAAGCACGGACACCAAGAAGUACCUCAUCUCAGAGAAUAACCCCUCAGACUGCAAUGGCCUUCCACCAAUAAGAGCCCAGAGUCUCCCGCCCAUUACUGUGGGUCAUUCUUUUUUAACAGCUUCUCACACGACAACCCCUAGCAUGAAUUUGGGUACUGACAUCCAGCAUUUUGUACACCGGUCCCAAAAAAGCAGAAGUGAGCAUGAUUUGUCAGAUCAAAGGAGCAGCCGUCAAACCCUGGACAAUCCUUGGAAAGUUGACACCAACCAAAUACUCACAUGUAAAGUCUGGACAGCAAUGCCUUCUGAUAAUAAACUGGUAGACGGAUUGUACCCAGAAAGAUCCAGUCAUGUGCUGUUGUGCCCUCCCCAUCUUCCCCACCUGCCCAAUUCUCCAUCAGGGGAAAGCUUUCAACAAGCAAUUCUAGAACGACCCAAAGUAAAAGAACUAACACCCAUUCGGAACAACUUGGCUCCCAUACUAAACCACUGUGUUCAGAAAGCCCAGCUACCACCCAGCCAAGCUUCUCAGGGUGUCAAGGAGACGAAGUCGUUGUCUUUAAACUCCUUACGGACUGGCGCCUCUGUUCUCCCACCAGCACUUACCGCAAAAUCCCCCAAAGCAGGACUCUCUCAGAGUAAUUUGCUGUACUCUUUUUUACCAGUGCUGUCAGCAGAGCCUCUCCGAACAAGCCGAGUCCUGCCUGCCAUUCCAAGCCAGAAGGAACCCAGCCUCGCGGAAACACUUAACCAAUCACACUGCAAAUCAAACAGCGACAAUUAGCUGAAGAAUCCCGGGCCGUCCAACAACUGGCAGAUAAAAAAACAUUUGUACACAUUGCUUUCCAAUCCAUUGUCAAUGAGAGAGUUAGCAAACAGACUGUUUUAAAAUUCAUGCAGCACUUAUCGCAGCAAUCUAUUGGGGGCAUUUAUUUAACUUAAUAAUAUAUUGGGAAAGUGCUAGCAAAUGUGCUGUGGAAACAGAAGGGAGACAAUGAAAACAGAGUUUUUCUUAACUUUGUUAUUUAGGCCUGGGAGCCAAGCAAGAGUGCCUGUUAUCAGUGCCCAGUCAAAUGUACUUAAUAUUUAGCACAUGUACAUCUCUUUGAGGUCUGAUUUGCAUAUGGUGCCACCUUCAGGAGGCCACUCAAAAGGAUCUACCUGUGCAGGUACUCCAAACACCAGGCAUUACAUUUAUCUGAGUUGAAAGACAUACAUAUGCAGCAUUUAUAUGCCAGUAUUCUGUGGCCCAGAUGGCAGCCAUGUUCAUGUGCAAAUGCUCCAAAUUUAUCAGUCACCAUAUGGGCUAAGAACCUUUUAAACAGGAUGUCCCUUAUAUAAAGCAUGCACCCAGGUAAGUGCCUUUCAGAACUAUCCCCACACAAUGGUCUUGUUCAUUCAUCAUGAUAGGCUACAGGUUGUCUUCAACCAUGGUUUAAUUAAGAACGCCCCUGCCCUGCUUCUAUUCCUUCUUUGUAUUUUUCUGUUUUGUGGCUCAUGGUUUGUUUGAACCAAGAAAAUCAUGAUCCAGGUUCAGACGAUGAAAGCCAUACUAUGGCCUUUUUGGGUGCCGCGAGAUAAGCAGGAGAGGAAUGGCAUGGUAGGAAGCAAGCACAUUUAUGAUUAAAGAAUGGUUUAAGGCAAACAGGCUUGUUUUCCUGUGCAAACCAGGCCAUAUGGCUGACCCAGUUCAAUCAUCUCUAAGACCAUUUUGAAGGUUGCAUUGACUAGUAGGAGUGAAGCACACUUAACUUCCAGUGUUUUGUACCCUGAGUGUUGGCUAGGAUUUUCUUUUCUUUUCCCCCUUUUAAUUGGCAAAGGUUUUUUAAUAUAUCGAAACAAAAUAUAAACCAACGGUUAAAAAAAAUGUUGACUAUGACUGUAGAAAAUCUAUGAACUAUAAAUAAAACUCAUACUUUAUAAAUUUCUUGAUGUUGGAUUGUCAAGAAAUAUGCAUUUCCUGUGUUAGGAACUGUUGGUCCCUGUGAUCUCUGUGCUAAAUAUAGAGCAGAGAAGGGCAGACCAAUGAAGAGCAUUGCCUUUUCAGUUGUAUAGUUGACGAUUGCAAAAGAAAUAUAUAUAAUGUAUAUAUUUGCAAAUGUACAUUAUCUGCAUUCAGCAAACGCGCUUGGGGAUUUCUCCACACAAUCAGUUUAAACUUAUUUGUGGUGCUUUUUCAAGCCAUUGCAGCAGCACUGCUAUAUUGCUCUGUUCACAGUUACUCAGUUUUGCCAGCACCACCAUGACAAAUAAAGUACCGCUA
Molecule: messenger RNA, 3828 nt
Organism: Podarcis muralis (Common wall lizard)
Lineage: Eukaryota; Metazoa; Chordata; Lepidosauria; Squamata; Lacertidae
Source: RefSeq, a predicted model, not a curated record